Molecule: messenger RNA, 1044 nt
Organism: Lottia gigantea (owl limpet)
Lineage: Eukaryota; Metazoa; Mollusca; Gastropoda; Lottiidae
Exons: 5
Biological process (GO): nervous system process; regulation of membrane potential; signal transduction
Cellular component (GO): postsynaptic membrane; synapse; neuron projection
Molecular function (GO): transmembrane signaling receptor activity; acetylcholine-gated monoatomic cation-selective channel activity
Source: RefSeq, a predicted model, not a curated record
AGAUUACUGAGAGAUUUGAUGAAGAAAUAUGAUAAAAGAGUCAGACCGGCUCUUAGACCUGAAAUGAUGUUAAAUGUCACUUUUGGUGUUGCCCUGGCUCAAAUCAUCGAUGUUGAUGAAAAAAACCAAAUUAUAACAACGAAUUGUUGGAUCAACCAGGGUUGGUUAGACAAACAGUUAAGUUGGAAUCCGGCGAGGUACGAUAAUAUAACAGUAACUAGAAUACCAUGGGAACUCGUAUGGAAACCAGACAUUUUGCUUUAUAACAAUGCUGAAGUUAAAGCCAUAGAAAAUUCAUACGUCAGUACCAACAUGAUAGUAACCUCUGAUGGCAAUGUCACAUGGUUAUCGAUGGUCAUUUUUAAAAGUGCAUGUAGAAUAAAUGUGAAAUAUUUCCCGUUUGAUGAACAAAAUUGUUCCAUGUCGUUCUCAUCAUGGAGCUUUGACUACGAACAGUUGAAUAUUUUAGAUGUUGGAUCGGAAGGCGAUACGUCCAAUUUUAUGGGAAGUUCAGAGUGGACCCUACAUCGAUACGUUCAACGACGUGAGGUCGUUACGUUUUCAUGUUGUCCUGUGCCGUUUGUGUUUAUAAACUAUGACAUUUUAAUACGACGGCGUCCGCUAUUUUAUUUGUUUAAUUUGGUGAUGCCGUGUGUGUUAAUUACCUUUGUUGCCUUAAUGGGAUUUUACGUGCCCUCAGACUCGGGAGAGAAAAUAUCUAUGGGUAUUACGACUUUAUUAUCAAUGACUGUGUUUCUUAUGAUUCUUGCCGAAAACAUGCCACCUACAUCAGAUGUUCUUCCUUUAGUAGGUUUAUACUAUGGUAUUACUAUUGCUAUUGUUUCGUUUGCUACAUGUUUAACUGUAUAUACAUUAAAUGUACACCACAAAGGAGCAAGGGGUGCUGAGAUACCCAGAUAUUUGAAGACUAUAUUCUUUAAAUAUGUGGCUAAAUUAUUAUUUAUCAAAUUGGAACUACCCGAUCCACAACCACCUGAGAAGGGUAUGGUAAGUACGCUGUUUGAUUUCCUCUCAGUGGGGUAA